AUGGAGAAACUCUUACAAUGGUCUAUUGCCCAACAAUCAGGCGACAGAGAAGCUAUGGAAAGAAUAGGUCAACCAGACCCAGAAACAUUAGGUAAAUUAUUUGGAACAGGACCUGAUGAACCAACAUUAAUGAAACAAUCAAUAGAAGUAGUUGAACAUCCAGAAGCUACUUCAGAAAAUAAACAAAUUGCUCUUGAAAACUUUGAAAUGUUGAUUGAGAAUUUGGAUAAUGCUAAUAAUAUUGAAAAUUUGAAAUUAUGGCCAAGUAUAAUUAAAUUAUUAAAUGAUGAUGUUGAUGAUAGUGAUUUGAAAGUGUUGGCUUGUAGUAUCAUUGGAAUUGCGGUACAGAAUAAUCCUAUAUCUCAAGAAAAUUUCAAUAGUCAUGAGACUGGAUUAGAAAAGUUGAUUAAAAUUGCUAAUAAUAAUUCAAAUAAAUCACUUCAAUUAAAAGCUAUAUUUGCAAUUGCAUCAUUUAUAAGAAAUUUCAAACCUGGUUAUACUAGAUUCGAACAAUUGAAUGGUUGGGAGAUUAUUAAUAAUAAUAUGAGUUCUAAUGAUAAUAAACUAUUAGUUAGAGUGUUAUCAUUAAUCUCAGCAAUCUUAAGUAAUGAAUUCAAUCAAGAAUUAUUACAACAACAAAACUUAAUUCAUUUAUUAUGUUCAAUAUUACAAGAUAAAGAUGCAAAUUCUAAUAUCAUUGAUAAAUCACUUUCAAUCAUUGCUGAUUUACAUCGUAACAAUUAUCAAUUUUCUACUGGAGAGAAAUCAAGUAUCGCCGAAGGUAUAAAACAAGUUGAACACUUGGGUGAUCAAUUAAAUGAAGACAACAUAGCCGAUGCCAAAAAGGCACUUGCUUAA
This is a messenger RNA of Hemisphaericaspora subhashii, 858 nucleotides long. RefSeq lists its product as uncharacterized. The record is from RefSeq and is a predicted model, not a curated record. Lineage: Eukaryota; Fungi; Ascomycota; Pichiomycetes; Serinales; Debaryomycetaceae. The transcript has a single exon. The coding region runs from base 1 to 858 and encodes 285 amino acids.